Megachile rotundata (alfalfa leafcutting bee) is the source of this 1450-nucleotide messenger RNA. RefSeq names its product protein PRRC1-B. NCBI's taxonomy places the organism in Eukaryota, Metazoa, Arthropoda, Insecta, Hymenoptera, Megachilidae. Gene Ontology annotation, cellular component: cytoplasm. Gene Ontology annotation, molecular function: protein kinase A regulatory subunit binding. The record is from RefSeq and is a predicted model, not a curated record. Gene Ontology annotation, biological process: activation of protein kinase A activity.
GUUAGCUGCUAGUAACGUAUACAUAGUCAAAGUGUUAUGCCUUUCGCAUAUAUAUCUGCAUAUAGAAAAUUCACAAUAUAAUUUUAGAUAUCUUUACGUGUAAAUUUAGAAAAGUUAAUCAGCAAUGACCGACGAUUCCAAUGGGGAAUCUACAUUCGAAUUUGUUGAAAGAAAGACGGACGAAUCGUCCACAUCGGGAGAAUUUGUAAAAACAGAUUCUUUCAGUAGUUUAUCUUCAUCCACAUCUUUGUUAAUGCCAUUAGGCGUAUCAACGUCUACUGGGAAUCUGCUGUCAAAUGUUGCACCACCUAGUGCAUUACCUAGCUUCAUUUCAAAUUCUGGAGUAAUAGUAUCUGAGAAACCUACUAAUUUGCAAAUACCUACACAAAAGAAACUUCAAGAACAUGAACCUAUUAAAUCAACAUUAAACACUACAAUCCAAUCUAAGCCAUUGCAGCAAGAAUCGCAUCAAGUAAUUACAACUGCUGCUGUAACUCCGUCCAUACAAAAUGUGCAAACAACGAUUCCAUCAGAAAACCUGAUCCAGGAUACAGGAAUGGUUGGUGGUGGCUUGCUAUCAUGGGUUAAAGAAACAGUAGUGAACAGCAAUGUUUUAAGUAAAGUUGCAGAAAAAGCAAAAAACAGCAUGAACACAAUGAUUACAACAUUAGAUCCUCAGAUGCGUGAGUUCAUUUAUUCUGGUGGUGACAUGGAGAUUAUAGUUGCAUCUGAUAAAGACUCUAAAAUAAGCCCUGUACGUCAGGCUUUUCAGACAGUUUUCGGAAAAGCAACAGUAACUGGUGUAGCAGUUGAAAGUUCAGCUGUGGCUGCUCAACCAGUUGGUUUUGCUGCUGGAGUAAAAGGAGCAGAAGAGAGAAUUAACUUUGCACGAAAUAUUCCAUCUCUUCCAAAGGAUAUACCUAUAAUUGCUGUAGAAAACUUUUUAUUAGAAGUGGGUGAAGACAAGUGGUACGAUUUAGGUGUAGUACUUCUUAAUGAUCCUAAACAUAACGUGAAUUUACAAACGUUCACGCAAAUGACGCCAGUACCAAGUCAAAUAGUAACUAUGGCACAAGAAGCUACACCCGAAGAUUAUCCUCUUAAAUGGUCUGGAUUGGCAGUCACUGUCGGUAGCUUGAUGGCAAGCAGUCUACAGGUUCCUCAUAACGAAUGGCACCACGCGCUUACUGGAAUUUCCAGAAGGGAUAUUAUACUUUUAGCAGUUCAAUCGUUAGCUGGAAUUUACAAAAAUACGAUUAAUCCUAUAUAAAUCUUUACGAAGAAUAUGCCAAUGCAAUUUAUUAAAGUCUUGCAAUUUUAGGAUUACUGGAAUCAAGAAUUUAAUUUCAGUUGAGGUGGCAUAUUUACUAACUUGGUAUUUAUAAAUUGAAAAGUGUAAUUUUAAUUGUAUGUGAUAAUAUGUACAAAAAAAUUAAUGGACUAAAAAAGG